AUGGUACUAGAGGUACUUAGGAAGGAACGACUCUCUGGUAACCUGAAAAAGUGUACCUUCUGUGCAGACAGUGUCGUUUUUCUAGGUUUUGUUGUAGGAGCUAACGGAAUCCAGGUGGAUGAAGAGAAGAUUAAGGCCAUUCAGGAGUGGCCUAGUCCUAAGACCGUUGGUGAGGUCAGGAGCCUCUAUGGCUUGGCCGGGUUUUAUCGACGGUUCGUCAAGGACUUCAGCACACUCGUCGUCAUAAAGAAGGAUGUUGGUUUUAAAUGGGACGCGGCCCAGGAAGAAGCUUUCCAGCUUCUAAAAGACAGGCUUACUCACGCCCCUUUACUCUCUUUACCUGAUUUACUAAAACUUUUGAAAUCGAGUGUGAUGCUUCAGAUGACCGGCGACCGAGCUGUUCCCACUCAUGAAUUGAACAAAAACGAAGUCCAGAGGAGGAUUACAAAAGGGAAAGCCGUGGCCGUGGCACGCAAUGGUGGAACAAGCAAGAAACCCUCCGUGAGAUCCGGUGGUGAGCCAGCCGCCAAGCGAGCAAGGAACGCCGAGCUCACUCUGGUUCCAACCCUUGAACCAAAACGGAAUGGGGAGCAGGCAGCCUCUGAGAACGAUGGAGACGAGCUGAGAGCCAUAGUCCCUCAUGAACCCGAUUGUG
This is a messenger RNA of Eutrema salsugineum, 655 nucleotides long. RefSeq lists its product as uncharacterized. The annotation marks the transcript as partial. NCBI's taxonomy places the organism in Eukaryota, Viridiplantae, Streptophyta, Magnoliopsida, Brassicales, Brassicaceae. The record is from RefSeq and is a predicted model, not a curated record. The transcript has 2 exons.